AUGGAAGAACAUAUCGAAUCUUCACCUCAGAAUAUUUACAUAAAUAACAGUAAACUUAGUCCAGUGCAGAAACUUUUUUACUUGUUUAGGAAAACGGAUGGUGAGGCAAGAGAUGUGAAUAGGAAUAUAGCGUUAACGGCAGAAAAUUUUGAUAUUGCUUGGAACAAUUUGAAAUUACAAUAUGAAAAUAAAAGAGUUCUAAUCAAUGGUCAGUUGAAAUUACUGUUUAAUUUAGCUCCUUGUCAAAAUGAGUCAGCAACAGAAAUUAAAAGAAUUCAAAGGGAAAUUAAUAAUUGUAUGGCAAUUCUAAAGCUCUAUAAUAUAGACAUUAAAUCAUGGGAAAUUAAUAAUUGUAUGGCAAUUCUAAAGCUCUAUAAUAUAGACAUUAAAUCAUGGGACCCUAUUUUUGUUUUCCAAUGUUCUUCUCGUUUAUCUGAAACAUCUUUAAAUCUUUGGGAACAAUCGGUGAAAAAUAAGACAGAUAAUUUCAUGUCCGAUAGGUUUCAUGCACUUGAGAGUGUUUCUGACAUAAUAGCAACGAAUUUUAUAGUUUCCAGUGGUUCCCAAACAACCAAUCAGACAUGUACUAAUCAGACAUCAGUUAAAGUAAAACAAUUUAAGGCCCAUCAUAUAAAAGUUGAUUCUCUACAAUGUAAAUUAUGCAAAGAAAAUCACAAAAUAAGUUCCUGCAACAAGUUUUUAAAUAUGAACUACAAAGCCAGAGUUUCAACAUUAAAAAAGUUUCGUUUCUGCUUCAAUUGCCUUACUAUUGGCCAUAUGUAUGGCGAUUGUAAUACUCCAAAUAAUUGCUCUAAAUGCACCAGAAAACACCAUACUCUUAUGCAUAGAGAAUUUGUGAGAAAGAACAUUCAGAGUCAAACCAAUACGUCACAAAAUGAUAAUCAAAAUAGCCAAAAUAAUGCAUCCAAAGUACAGUCCACUAAUGUUGCUGGCCCAUCGGGAGUAGUUCAAUCACAUCACACUUUGGUCUCUAAAAAGGUUAUGUUAGCCACAGCUUGGGUCAAUAUUAUUAGUCAUGGUUCCUACUAUAAAGCACGGGCUCUUAUCGAUCCUUGUUCUGCCGAAAGUUUUAUUUCCGAGAAAAUACAAAAAUUAUUAAAUAGCCCUGUUUCAGCUGAAAUAACUGGAUUAGGUGGAGAUGUUAUAAAAGCUUUAGUGGUGUCUCGGGUAACAGGCAACGUACCAACUCAAUCAUUCAAUCACAUAAAGAAAAAUGAACUACCGAAUUUAAAUUAUGCAGACCCUAAAUUCUUUGAAAGUGAUCAAAUUGAUUUGCUAUUAGAAGGUGAUCUAUAUCCUUUAAUUAUUCGUGGAGGAGUUAAGCAUGGGAUUUUUGAUUCCCUAGUUGCACAGGAAACUAUCUUUGGUUGGAUUGUUACUGGUCCAACACCUAACAAUGUUUCCCCACGGAUAAUGCAAAUGUCUUUUAUGACGAAAGUUUGCAUUUCUAAUCAGUUGGCCAAGUUUUGGGAAUUAGAGGAAGUUUCUCAUAGGAAGAUUUUAUCAGAAGAGGAUAAAAAAUGUGAGGAAAUCUAUCGCUCUACUACCACAAGAAAUUCGGAAGGAAGAUAUUUUGUUGGCCAAGUUUUGGGAAUUAGAGGAAGUUUCUCAUAG
Messenger RNA from Lucilia sericata (common green bottle fly), 1635 nucleotides. RefSeq lists its product as uncharacterized. The transcript is spliced from 2 exons. The record is from RefSeq and is a predicted model, not a curated record. NCBI's taxonomy places the organism in Eukaryota, Metazoa, Arthropoda, Insecta, Diptera, Calliphoridae. Bases 1 to 1635 code for a protein of 544 amino acids.